AUGGAUUUAACCGUUGGAAACAAUUCUCAUCAUGCAAUGAACAUUGGUCAACCAUUGUCAGCGGUGCAGUUAAUUACCACAGUGGGUGCUGCAUUGCUUUCUUUCACCAUAGUCUCUGGGAAUCUCCUGGUUAUAGCUGCUUUCGUUAGAGACAAAAGCCUACGGAAUAUCACCAACAACUACCUGGUGUCCCUCGCAAUUGCUGAUUUGCUCGUUGGAGCAAUCGUCAUUCCAAUCUUUACACUGGGAAACUAUGGCCGUGAUAAUGAGCAACGGUCCGGUGAUGAUGCGACUCUUUGCUACUUUUUUCAAAUAGUAGAUAUUUUUAGUUCAUCAUCCUCCAUUUUUCACCUGUGUGUUAUAGCUGGUGAUCGAUACAUGGCUAUUGUUCAUUCAAUGACAUACCCAGCGAAGAUGACCCGGAAGGUAUCACUGGUCCUCAUCGGAACGGCUUGGUGUCUUGCUUUAGGUGUAUCCGGCCUGUGGGUUGGCUCAGAGGUGGGAUUCGGCCAAAAUAAUACGAACACAUGCACAGGCUCUUUCUCACCGCUCUUCAGUAUUAUUUCAUCAUGCGUUUCCUUUUUCCUCCCUGCUAUCUUGAUGAUGAUAUUUUACACGAAGACGUUCCUCACAGCUCGUGCACAUAUCAGGAGAAUACAACGAGGUAGGAUGGCGAUAAGUGGUAACGGCGGUGGCCAAGACGCUAUGCGGAUACACCGGGGCGGAAGCACAGCUACCCCCGGUGCAUCUGGGGGAGCCACUGCCAUGCAUUCGGAGUACAAAGUAGCAAAGACUUUAGGGCUCGUCAUCGCAGCAUUCUUGCUGUGCUGGUUGCCAUUUUUCGCCCUCAACAUCAUCCUUUCAUUGUUCAACGGAGAGUAUAACUCACUCAGGGCCAUCAGAUAUUUAUCCUACUGGCUAGGUUACAUCAACAGCGCCAUAAACCCAUUCAUAUACGCAUUUACUAACUCGUCCUUUAGGAAAGCCUUUUCGAAAAUCAUUUGCUGUCGGAGAAACACAAGAAGAGAUCAGUGGACGGCAGAUUCUAGGGCCAGUGGUGGUCGACAGACGAACUUGCAAAAUACUAUAAUUUGCCCGGUAUUAUUUCCAGUUGAAUUCCCGCUGCCAUUCAGGUAUUUUUAAGGAAGAUUAUCAUCAAGUUUUGAAGAGUAAAACAUUCUUAU
Asterias rubens (European starfish) is the source of this 1184-nucleotide messenger RNA. RefSeq names its product 5-hydroxytryptamine receptor 1A-alpha-like. Bases 1 to 1143 code for a protein of 380 amino acids. Gene Ontology annotation, molecular function: G protein-coupled serotonin receptor activity; neurotransmitter receptor activity. Gene Ontology annotation, biological process: G protein-coupled receptor signaling pathway, coupled to cyclic nucleotide second messenger; chemical synaptic transmission. The transcript has a single exon. The record is from RefSeq and is a predicted model, not a curated record. Gene Ontology annotation, cellular component: dendrite; membrane. NCBI's taxonomy places the organism in Eukaryota, Metazoa, Echinodermata, Asteroidea, Forcipulatida, Asteriidae.